AUGGGCGCAGGUAUCCCCCCCGCGAAACGACAGCGCCUCUCUCCCAACCCGCCAUCGCCAGCACCCUACCAGUCGCCCUUUGGAGCACCCACAUACCCCCCCUCGCCGUACGCUACCUCUCCACUGGCCUCUGGCUAUCUGUCUGCGCCCAUAUCGCCCGCCACGACGCAGCCGCCGCCCUUCCACCAACCGCAGCCGUACCAGCAUCCAAACAAUAUGGGCCAGCAGCAGCAACAGCAGCCACCACCACAAGGUUCUAUGCCGCCGCCCAAGGUACCAUACAGCAAGACAGGAGACAGCUCAGAGCUGGAAAAGGCGAACGCGCGUGACCUGGACGUUAACAACAUCAGCGACGUUCUGACGGGAUCUGGCAUCGAUCUGCGUGCCGAGGAGGACAACUUGCUGCACAACUACCGGAGCUUCAACUCGCAGGCCUCGAAUUCCACUGUGUCGCCACAUGGCAGCUUCAGCAACUGGGGCCAGCAGGCCAACCAUGGCGCAUUCCAGGGAACGGGACCGCUCAGCCAGCCCAUGUCGCAGGAGCAGCACGAAGCCGAGUUUCUUCGGAAGCACGAGCAGGCUGCCCGCAUCUUGAAUGAGUCCGCCCAGCAACCCCUCACCGACCCGUUUCUCGCAGCGAAUGUGCUUAGGCAUCGCAUUGCAAAGCGUGCGUACGAUCACGGAAUCCAAGUCAACGUCGACGGCCUAUUCGACAAGAUUCCCGACAAGACGCCACGGGAUGUUACACGCACCGCCCAGGCUGGUGCUAAUGGCGAGCAAAUCGUCGGUUUGGAGGCGGCCAGUCUCCUCAACCAGAAUGCCUCCCUCGUUGAGAUUCUUUCGCUAUUAGCCUUGGCUGCCGAGGAUCGCAUACGCGCCAUUGUCGAAGACUCCUUCGCCCUUAGUCAAGGUCGCCAGAAUACCUCUCAUGGUAUCAUUCCGCCCCAGCUACUUGAUAUUGCCGCUGUGGACGAGAAAGCCGAACAGAAAAUGGUCGCGCCUGUCAACAUCUUGAGGACGCCGUGGGAAGCGCCGGAUAGCGCCGUCAGCCCCACCACGACAGCGAGCAAACAACCACCGAACGCGGCACGUCUACCAACCCCACCAAGCGAAGCACCGCCUACACCGCAGCGCACGUUCCAGAGCGUCAAUCGCGUCGCCCUUGCUCUCCAACAGCGCGUUAGGGAUGACGAGAAAUGGGAACGCGAACGCAUCCGCAAGCGUCAAAAACGUCUACAAGGCAACUCCGCUACACCCACAGAUACCCUCAUCACCCCUCUUCCCUUGCCAGAACCUUUGACGAAGAAGGCUCAAGCCGCAGCAAAGAAGCAGAAUCAAUCAGACGACGUCAUGUUCGGCAAAGCCAAUGAAACAGCCAGCAUGGCCCUCGGCGGCAAGAAGAAGAAAUAUUCCUGGAUGACUGGUGGUGGUGGCCCUGGCGGAGGUGGCGGUAUGAGCUCUGGCGCAUCAACGCCUCGACAGGCGCAAGUGGCGGGCACAAGUGGAACUGCUACGCCUGCAGCAGCGCCGCAGUUGGACAAGGGACUUCAAGGCAGGAAGAGGACGUAUGGCACUAUGAUUGAAGCCACGGAUAUCGGUGCCAAGAUCCAGGUUAGGGAUCUUGUGCAUGUGCUAGAAAACGAUGGCAGGGAAAAGAAGACGCUCACGGUGAUACUAGCGAGGCUGAAGAACACGGAUAAGGAUCUCAAUCCUAAAACAGUCGAGUAUGACAGGAGGCUACCGGCUUCUGCGGGUAGGUAA
Molecule: messenger RNA, 1761 nt
Organism: Cucurbitaria berberidis CBS 394.84
Lineage: Eukaryota; Fungi; Ascomycota; Dothideomycetes; Pleosporales; Cucurbitariaceae
Exons: 2
Coding region: 1-1761 (586 amino acids)
Biological process (GO): DNA-templated transcription initiation
Cellular component (GO): transcription factor TFIID complex
Source: RefSeq, a predicted model, not a curated record